AAACGGAGCUGCAAACUCAGUCCUGCUCUGCUGUACAGGGUGCAGGGGCAGAGGGAGAGCCAAUCACCGAAACGCACAGGCUCCCUUUAAGCCUGACAUAUCUCCAGCAGGAACAAAUUGUCCCAACAAUCAACAUCCCCAAUCUGCUGCGCGCAUCAGGGGCUGGAGUGGCGCGGAUAGGGCCUGUGCUGCGCGGAAGGAUUGCGCCGGAUUGCGACGCGACGAGAAACUACAAACACGUUCAAACAAUUCAAUAAACACAACGACAGCUUUCGUUUUGGAUACCGACGUUUCGGGCGGAGGGGAGAGCGCGGACACCAUGUCUAUACUACCGUCCUUCGGGUUUACGCAGGAGCAAGUGGCGUGCGUCUGCGAGGUGCUGCAGCAGGGGGGAAACCUGGAGAGGCUCGGCCGCUUCCUCUGGUCCCUGCCCGCCUGCGACCACCUCCACAAGAACGAGAGCGUCCUCAAAGCCAAGGCGGUGGUGGCGUUUCACCGGGGGAACUUCAGGGAGCUCUACAAGAUCCUGGAGAGCCACCAGUUUUCGCCGCACAACCACCCGAAGCUGCAGCAGCUCUGGCUGAAGGCGCACUACGUGGAGGCGGAGAAGCUGCGCGGCCGGCCGCUCGGCGCAGUAGGGAAGUACCGGGUGCGGAGGAAAUUCCCGCUGCCGCGCACGAUAUGGGACGGCGAGGAGACCAGCUACUGCUUCAAGGAGAAGUCCCGGGGAGUCCUGAGAGAGUGGUACACGCACAACCCCUACCCGUCCCCGCGGGAGAAGAGGGAGCUGGCCGAGGCCACAGGACUGACCACGACGCAGGUCAGCAACUGGUUCAAAAACAGACGGCAGAGGGACAGAGCCGCAGAGGCGAAGGAGAGAGAGAACAGUGAAAACAGCAACGCGGGCGGCAACAAACAGAACCAGCUGUCGCCGCUGGACGGAGGAAAGUCGCUCAUGUCCAGCUCGGAGGACGAGUUUUCUCCGCCUCAGAGCCCCGACCAGAACUCAGCGCUUUUGCUCCAGGGUAACAUGAGCCACCCCGGGGCCUCCGCUUACCCCAUGUCCGGCCUGGGGCCCCCACAGCCGGUGCACGGCAUGCACGGACACCCGCACCAACUGCAGGACUCCUUGUUGGGACCUCUAACCUCCAGUCUCGUGGAUUUGGGCUCUUAAAGAGAGGCUGCCAGAUUUACUCUAUUUUACAAAAACAAAAAUCAGAAAAAAAAAGAAGACUGAUAAGUGUAUCAGAUUGAGUACAUGUAUGAAAUAACACUAUAGUAGCCUUCCUUAUAAUAGAGACUGACUUGUCUGUCGUUAAAAAUUUGGUUAGAACAAAAAAAUCCCUCUAUGCGCUUAUAGCUGUAUAUCGCCCCGGUGUCAGGAGGGUUUCUGACCUCCCGCACACGGAAACACACCGACAGGAUCUCUCCGAAACUCUAAACUCAACGAAACACUUAAACUGGACUGCCCACUUGCUUUAUUUAUGAUAUUUUGUUAAGAUACGAGAAGACUUAUAGGAACCUCCUGCGAUGGAAACUAAAGAGGUGCAGGUUUUCAUUAGAGUCAUGGUCAUUAGUUUCCAAUAAAACUAAAGUAACACA
This is a messenger RNA of Scophthalmus maximus (turbot), 1602 nucleotides long. Its product is annotated as homeobox protein six1b. Gene Ontology annotation, biological process: regulation of transcription by RNA polymerase II. NCBI's taxonomy places the organism in Eukaryota, Metazoa, Chordata, Actinopteri, Pleuronectiformes, Scophthalmidae. Gene Ontology annotation, cellular component: nucleus; transcription regulator complex. The coding region runs from base 320 to 1174 and encodes 284 amino acids. The transcript is spliced from 2 exons. The record is from RefSeq and is a predicted model, not a curated record. Gene Ontology annotation, molecular function: RNA polymerase II cis-regulatory region sequence-specific DNA binding; DNA-binding transcription factor activity, RNA polymerase II-specific.